UCAUAAAGCCGUAUACUGAUCAGAUAGGAACAAAUUAAGGAUAAGGAUAAGGAUAGAGGUGAAAACACCAGAGUACUUGGCCUGUGGCGACACCUACCUCCCUCGAGUAAAUAUUUAUUUUCGAAUUUACUGCGAAGUAACAGAGGUGCUUCUAAAUGCUGUAAAAUAAUCACUAAAAUAUCAAAAGUUCUAAGCAUAAAAAUAUCGCAAAUUGAUAUUUUUAGACUUCCGUAAACCAUCAGAGCCUAUUUCAUUUUGUGUUGUAUUUCUAUUUUGAUUAUUGGCAAUACUCGCUUUCAGUUUGUUUAUGUAGGUUUCUCUAUUAUGUUAUUGGAUGUGAACGGAUUCGAAUUUUUAUUAAAUGUACUGCAUGCUAUGCGUAAACAAUAUAUUGAAAUUAGCUAUAUAUCAUUUUUAUUACUCUGCCCGUAUUCUAGCGUUACGGGCAGAGUAACAAAUUCUGGUCAUCAGAUAACAUACUUGUUGCUCCUUCGAAAUAUAGACUGCACAACGUAAUAAAAAUCAUGGAAUAUUUUUUACGUCAGUUAGAUCCCGAAAUUGAUAAUCCUAUUACAAUUUCUCUGGAUCGUGAUGAAAUAACCAUUGGUCGUCAAUUGCAGCCCUUUCUGUUAGGAUAUGGACAGUUGUCUCGAUAUCAUGCACGUUUUCAGAAAGUUAACAAUGUUUGGUUCGUCAAAGAUCUGAAAAGUUUAAAUGGAGUGUAUGUAAAUGGAGCACGUGUAAAUCAAGAGCCUCGGCAACUACAAAUUGGUGAUGUUAUUGGUUUUGGUGUGCCAAAUAUAAUUAAAGGUGCUUUCGUCGUUUCUUUAAGUGUUAGGAAUCCUCCUAUGAAUAUCAUAAAACAGGAAGAUGAUGAUGAUGAUGAUGUGGAAAUAAUCGAAAUUCGAAAUGAUAAGUAUGUUUCUUAUCCUCUUCCUAAUAAAAAAGAAACUGCCCAGCCAAAUUCAUCUGAUAAUAUUAAAUCAGCAUGCCAAACUAACUGUUUGCCAUCAGAGACAUCAGCAUCUGCUUCAAUAAAACCCUGCUGCAAUACAGACAUAGAGAAAAGUAAGGGAGAUUCUAGUUCAGUACUAAGAAGUCAGCAGGUGACUGUACACUGCAAUGGAGUUAAUGCAGAGGAAAUUUCCACACAGCAGACUAGUUUCAAAGAAAAAACAUCAAAACUUAGCAAAUGUAAAGUACAAAACUCUCCUAAAAAUAUAUCUGCUGAACUAUUGAAAGGUUCAGUCAAUCCAGAAUUUACUAUACACAACUCAAAAUUAGAUUCAUUUGUUUCUAAUGAUGAUGAAAGUAUAACGCAAGUAACUGAAACUUCUGGUAAUUUAUUCUUACCUCCUCUAGUUCCCGGGAGAAAAAUUCAAAAAUGCCCUGUUGAUAAUAGAUCAGAUUGCCAGAGGAAUUGUGUGUCUCCUUCACUUCCAUCAUCUACUUCACAAGAAAUCUCCACUAUUCCAUCAGUUAAACCCAGUGCAAGAAAAAUAUCUGUAGAGCAUAUUAAUUUAAAAGAAAAAUCAUCAGAUUUAAACAAAACUGAAAUAUUAAACUCUGAUCUUGAAAAAAUUCCUUAUGUAACAUUAGGUGAGACAGAAUUAACUGCACAUAAUUCAAAAUUAAGUAUGUCUAUUUUUAACAAUAGUAAACCUGAAAUUACUGAAUUCUCUCUUGAAUCAGAACACUAUGAAAAAUGUUUGUUGAAAAGAAAAGGUGGGAAAAAGGAGUCUGUGCAAAUUCGAGACUGUUACGUGCCAUUGGUAAAGUGUGAUUCUAAGUAUUUCCAUUUGCCUUCUGGUAUAAUAGUUGGAAAUUUUGACUGUUUGAGUCCUGUGGAAAUAUCAACAGCUGUAAAGACUGCAUCUGCAAGUAAUGGUAUAAAAUGUGAUAUGAAGAGAAAAAAUAGUUCUGAUUUUAUAUCUGAUGGAGUUCUUCCUAAAAAAUUGCAUUUAUCUACUGACUUACCAACAGAAAAUAUGCAGUCUGCAACUGUAGGUGCUAAAUCUGUAUUACGUGAUAAAAAGGAGGAAAAUUUUGGUUAUUCCCAGGAAGAAGAAGUUAUUUAUAUCUCUGAUGAUGAUUCAUUUUUAGAUUUUAAUUCAUCUCAGGUCAUCAUAAAGUCAGAACCUGUUGAUGAUUAUGAUGAAAUAGAUGUGGAACAGGAAAGUUAUAUCUCUGAGAAAACUUCUGUACCAGCAUCUAGUUUUGUAGCCGUAAAUAAUAUAGAUGAUGAUGGUUUAGAUAUAAUAAUGGAAUGUGAGGAGGAUUUUGAUGUUCCUUUCAGAAAUAAUGUGUCUGCCAAAGAGGAAAAUAGUGAAACACUGGAAGAUAUUAUAAAGUUCGUUAAUUCCAAGUACAAAGAAAAUUCAGAAAAUGAGGUGAAAAAAGGGAUAACUGCAGAAGCCGAGAUCGACUUCUUUCCUGAACUUUCUCAAAAUUUUUAUGCUGAAGACUGUGCAGAAGAUAAUAUAUUAGCUAAUAAAUAUAAUCAGUCUAGCUUUGCUAGUACUGAGAAUUCUAAAAAUAAACUUGUACGCAAAUCAUGUGGAAGAACAUUACUAACAGAUCCCAAACCAAUGGAAAUAAGAUCUCGUAAAAUAAGAGGGAGGGAAGAAGGUUUCAUUGAACGGAGCAAAGAUUGUGAUGCUAAUUUAGAUAGUGUUAGUCAGAAAAGAAAAUCGAAAGCAAAAAAUGACAAAAAUUUAUCUAAGAAAGGCAACAAAGCAACCAAACCUUCUACAUCAGAUUUCAUUAAAGUUGCAAGUAAUAAAUUAGGCAACUUUAAAAUCCCAAAGAAAGCAAACGUGAAACAUGAUGAAAAUGAAAGAAAUAAAGAACAGACAUCUGGGCAGAAUGGGUCACAAAAACUACAGAAUUCAAGCAGAGAUAAAAAGCCACCUAUUCCAAGACGAGCAGAUAAUUAUGGUUCCCGAUUAGGAUCUUUAGUGGAGGACAUGCAAAAGAAAAAGCCUCCUCAAAGCAGAAAAUCUGCAUCCAUAAAAUCUUCACCACAAAAGUUAAAGAAAUUGGAAAGUUCAAGAAUUAAUCUUAGCAAUGUAUACAAACAACAAACUACAGUGGAACAUUUUUCUAAACACAACGAUAUAUCAGUGCAGAAAACUGCAUCUAAAGACAGUUAUGCUUCAAUAACUCAAAAUGGCCAAAACUCUCACAAUCAGGUAUUUAGACAAAGUGUUCGUUUGGUGUCUGAUGUAUCACAACAAAGUACUUCAGUAACUUCCGCAUCAGGAAAAAGUUACAUUUCCGAGAAUGGCAUGCCUUUUGUGAAAUCAGAUGGUUUACCUUCUUAUGUUGCUGAUCCCCGGUUGAAAAGAAAUGUGCAAAAGGUGCGAGGACAGUUGUCUAACAAGCAUUCAAAUGUAGAAAUGAAUGAAAAGGGCCGUGGUCAUUUCAAGAUUUCAAUGCAAAAUAAUCCACAUCAAACUCAAGGAUUGGAGAAAAAUAGUAAUAGUGUAUCUAGAAUAAAAUUUUAUACUGUUUUAGAAAAAGUUUUGGGAUUAAAUGUGAAAUGGCUUGAAGAACAAAAAAAGAUAAAAUUUCCUCCUCCAUAUGUUUAUGAAGGAGCCGAUCAUUUGCCUUUACAUUUUGAUUCCCUAGACAAAUACGUUUCUUCGUUUUCACCUAUGCUGAUGCUAGAACUGUGGGAUUUAAUAUGUCAAGAAUCUGCACCUAUCAUAGAUAGCCAAAAUUCUCGGAAUAAGUUUUAUUUUGAAAUAGUAUCUAGUAAAUUUGAAGAAGGUAUGACUAAAUUGUUAUGUAGAUCAAUCAUAAAUAAAUUAUCGUUCAACCCAGUGGAGGGGAAUUUAAUUAUUAUGCAUAUCCAAUAUCAAAAUAAAGAUAAAUGUAGUAAUCCUAUAUUUGGAUACAUAAACAAGUUUACUGUAGAGGAACUGACUCCUGAUAUCUUGAACUCUGAUGUGUGGCGUAAAAUGCCUCCACAAUGGCUAACUAGUGCAAAACUUUGUUCUUUUUCAGUUUAUGUCAAGCGUAGACAUAUGCAGCCAAAGUACAAACAUUUAAUGAAAGCUAAUGGUAUAUGUUCUUUGAGAAAUCGACUGCGCUUGGCAGACUGCUUACAUAAUAUCGUAUUUUCUCCAUUACAUAUGGAUAUUAUUUGUCCACGCUUCGAAACGUUUUUUGUUAACUAUCGAUCAGGUAUAUUUCCUUCUCGUGAUUUCAAUUUUUCUCAGAUGCAAUUUAUUGAAGGGGUCGCCACUGAUUUGCAGUGUUCUGUACAAAAGCCCAAAAUAAUUUUACUGCAGGGACCUCCUGGAGCUGGUAAAACCCAUACGAUUAUUGGCUUAAUUGAGGAAAUAUUAAAUUGUAAUAGCAUCAAAGGGAAAAUAUUAAUAACUGCACCUUCCAAUGCAGCAGUUGACGAAAUUGGUUUAAGAUUGGUUAAGUUAAGCAAGCAAUCAAAGUGGCAGUCUGAGAAAGUAACAUUUGUUCGUAUUGGGCAACCGGCACAAAUGCAUCCUGAAAUUUUAAAGUACUUUCUUGAUGAAAAAGCUUUUAACUUAUAUCAUGAAGAAAGGCAGACUAAUAUAGAUCAAAAAAGAAAAGAACUGAAAGAUUUGGAAACAAAAAUUAAACAGUUAGAAGAGAAAAUGAGAAAUGCACCAGAUAAUGCCUCAGAAGCCAGUUUAAAUUCCUUGAAAUCGCAGUGGCAAAAUAAAUAUUCACAGUUUUCUUUCAAAGGCUUGGCUUAUAGCGUUCAGAAUCUGUACAGACAAAAAGUUUUAACGGAAUCUAAGAUUGUACUUAGCACCCUAGGUAGUUGUGGUCAAUCCAUAUUGCAUAUGACAUUUAAGCCAAAUCCCAGAAGUUUUUUUUCAUGUUGUAUUGUUGAUGAGGCAACACAGUGUACCGAACUUGAAAUGCUUCAACCUCUUCUAUUUCAAAUGGACAAAUUAAUUUUAGUUGGUGACCAUCAACAGUUACCUGCAACAGUUAACUCAAAAUUAGCUGUUGAGUAUGGAUUUGAAAGAUCAAUGUUUGAAAGAUUUCAUGUAUAUUUCAAGAAAAACUUCCAUGAUAGUCCUUUAUUUAUGUUGAGAGAGCAGUACCGUAUGCAUUCUCAAAUAUGUCAUUUUCCAUCAAAAUACUUUUAUGAAGGAAAUUUAAUUACUUCUCCAGAAACUGAUAUCAGAGAUGUAUAUUUCAAAGUGUUCCCAUAUUUGGUAUAUGAUGUACAAGAUAGUUUGGAAUCAAAUGCAGCUAAUUCAAAAGCCAAUCAGUAUGAAGCUUUCUCUAUAGUUAAAAUUUGUGAACAGCUUUUACUGAUUGACUCCAAGAUGCCUAUAGGAAUUAUAACACCAUACCAAGGACAGCUUGCUAUGUAUAAAAACUGUGUAAAUAACAGUCCUGCAUGGAAAACUAUUGAAGUAAAUACAGUUGAUGGUUUUCAAGGCAGAGAAAAAGAUGUAAUAAUAUUUUCUUCUGUUCGAGCUAAUAAUUCUGGAAACAUUGGCUUCGUCAGCUCCAAAAAGCGGCUGAACGUGGCAAUAACGCGAGCUCGUAAGUGUCUGAUUAUAUGUGGCCAUAUGAAAUCUUUGAUCUGUGACCCUCACUGGAAAGCUCUGAUACAAGAUGCUAGAGAAAGAAGAGUUUAUUAUGUUGUCAAUUCAUAUAAAGACAUACCAUUAAUAUUUAGAAAAGCAAUUAAAAGUACAACAUGAUUUCACUAUUAUUGCUAUAUGGAGGUGUAACCAUCUGAAACUAUUUGUGGCUAAUAUAUGGAAUGAUAAAUUUUUAUGCAUUUGGCAUGGUUACUUGCUGUUUUGUAUGCACUAAGAUAUCAGCUAUUAUAUAGCUUACUUAUAAACUGAUGUUAAAUUUUAUUAUAAAAAUUAUUUUAAAAAUUUUGAGAUUGGCAGUGAACAUAAAAUUCAGAAUAGGUAAGUUAUACCAAUUUCAUGUUUUUUAAUUAAGUGUAUAAAUAAGCUUCCCAAUAGAGUAAAAAUUUAUUGAAGUGCCUGUAGAAUUUAAAAACCAUGCAGAGUGUAAAAUGUUUUUGACAAAAUUUGUAUUUUUCUUACAAAAUCUGGUUAAUUUAAAAGAGGCAUAAUUCUGUAACAUAGUUUCAUUUACAUAUUUAAAGUUGAAUAUGUUAUAAACAGAAACUAACACUGUAUGAAAUCUUUGCUACUGUUCAUCAGUUUGGAUACUUAAUGUUUCUCUUACAGUUAAUUAGGGACUUAAUAUUCAUGUUUUUUAAUAAGGUAAUGGAAAGCUAAGAUUAUGUAUUUAUGUAUAAUUAAUAUGUGAUGCUAAUACAUUGUAAAAUUUGUUCAUGGACAUUGUUAAGAAUAAAAAUGUAUUUUCGUGCUUUUAGAUCA
This is a messenger RNA of Stegodyphus dumicola, 6371 nucleotides long. RefSeq lists its product as uncharacterized. The record is from RefSeq and is a predicted model, not a curated record. Gene Ontology annotation, cellular component: nuclear body. Lineage: Eukaryota; Metazoa; Arthropoda; Arachnida; Araneae; Eresidae. Gene Ontology annotation, biological process: termination of RNA polymerase II transcription. Gene Ontology annotation, molecular function: helicase activity; transcription termination site sequence-specific DNA binding; protein binding.